Messenger RNA from Mesitornis unicolor (brown roatelo), 1092 nucleotides. It is a transcript of the gene ELAC1, whose product is annotated as elaC ribonuclease Z 1. Gene Ontology annotation, cellular component: nucleus. Gene Ontology annotation, molecular function: 3'-tRNA processing endoribonuclease activity. Lineage: Eukaryota; Metazoa; Chordata; Aves; Mesitornithiformes; Mesitornithidae. The record is from RefSeq and is a predicted model, not a curated record.
AUGUCGAUGGAUAUCACUUUCCUCGGGACAGGCUCGGCGUAUCCCUCCCCGACAAGAGGAGCGUCGGCGCUGGUCCUUCGGAGGGAAGGGGAGUGCUGGCUCUUCGACUGCGGCGAGGGAACGCAAACCCAGUUCAUGAAGAGCCACCUCCGAGCAGGUAAAAUUACCAAGAUUUUCAUAACGCACCUUCACGGUGACCACUUUUUUGGACUUCCCGGCCUGCUGUGCACCCUCAGCCUCCAAACCAACCCUGACCAAACCAGACCCCCAGUUGAUAUUUAUGGGCCACUGGGACUCCGAGACUUCAUCUGGAGGAGCAUGGAGCUCUCCCACUCCCAACUUCUUUCCUACACCGUUCAUGAACUGGUGCCCACACGGGACCAGUGCCCUGCGGAAGAAUUUAAGGAGUUUUCGGACUUAGCCAGAGAUGAGGUUUCUCUGCAAGGAGCUCAAGGGAGAAUCCUCCACCUGGAUCCAGUGGAAAAGUCCUAUUUACUGCUUGAGGAUGAGCAGUUGGUGGUGAAAGCGUUUCGCCUCUUUCACCGCAUUCCUUCCUUUGGUUUUGUGCUGGAAGAGAAGCCCCGGGCGGGUAAACUCAAUGUCCAGAAACUGAAAGAGCUUGGAGUUCAACCAGGUCCUUUAUAUGGGAAACUGAAGAAUGGAGCAGCAAUCGUUCUCGAAAACGGACUCACGAUUUCUCCUGCAGACGUCUUAGAAGAUCCUAUUCCCGGAAGGAAAAUCUGCAUUUUGGGGGAUUGCUCCGGGACGGUUGGAGAUGCAGCCGCGAAGCUUUGCCGUGAAGCGGAUGUCCUGAUCCACGAAGCCACGUUGGACGAUACCCAAGAGGAAAAAGCCAGAGAGCACGGGCACAGCACCCCAAAAAUGGCAUCGGGGUUUGCAAAACGGUGUCAAGUUAAGAAGCUGGUGUUGAAUCACUUCAGUCAGCGCUACAAACCCGCUGCGCUGAGAGGGGAGGGAGACGCGGACGUCGCCGAGCUGAAGAGACAGGCAGAGGCGGUGCUGGGUGGCCAAGAAGUCACGCUGGCUGAGGACUUCAUGACGCUCGAAAUCCCAAUGAAGAAGUCAAAAUAG